CCCGACGUAAGAUCCUGGCUUUGUCUGUCACGUGACCUGCACUGCAGCCGGAUCAUCCUCUUCAAACUUCAUGCACCGAGUCUAUCUGAUCUAAAGUCUUAAAACAGUCCGUCGUUCCACAUUUUUAGCGCAGGCUAAUAAUAAAUGAUGUCGCUCUCCGCAGCGCGCUCGUUUCUGUCGGAGGCUGCUUAUGGAGAGCAGGAGCUGGACGCCAACUCUGCGCUGAUGGAGCUCGAUAAAGGUUUAAGGUCUUGUAAGCUGGGCGAGCAAUGUGAAGCUGUGGUCCUUUUCCCCAAACUCUUUCAGAAGUAUCCCUUUCCCAUCCUCAUCAACUCUGCCUUCCUGAAACUGGCAGACAUCUUCAGACUUGGGAACAACUUUCUGCGACUCUGUGUGCUGAAGGUCACACAGUUGAGCGAGAAACACCUGGAGAAGAUUCUGAACGUGGACGAGUUUGUCAAAAGAGUGUUUUCCGUCAUUCAUAGCAACGAUCCUGUUGCCAGAGCAAUAACUCUCAGGAUGUUGGGAAGCUUAGCCUCCAUUAUUCCAGAAAGAAAAAAUGCCCAUCACAGCAUCCGGCAAAGCCUGGACUCUCAUGAUAAUGUUGAAGUAGAGGCAGCCAUUUUUGCAGCUGCUAGUUUCUCAUCGCACUCUAAAGAUUUUGCUGCAGGAAUUUGCAACAAGAUUAGUGAAAUGAUUCAAGGACUGGACACUCCAGUGGAGCUGAAGCUGAAGUUGAUCCCGAUGCUGCAGCACAUGCACCACGAUGCCAGUCAGGCCUCGUGCAGCAGGGAGUUACUGCAGGAGCUGGUGUCCUCCUACCCCUCCACACCCAUGCUCAUCGUCACGCUGCACACCUUCACCCAGCUGGCCACCUCCUCACUCGUCGAUAUCCCUGAGCAGAUUCGUCUGCUUCUCCAGUACUUGAAGGAGGACCCCAGAAAAGCAGUGAAAAGACUCGCCAUUCAGGAUCUCAAACUCUUAGCUAAAAAAGCUCCUCACUUGUGGACCAGGAAGAACAUACAGGUGCUAUGUGAAUGUGCUCUCAGCACCCCAUACAACAGUCUGAAGCUGGGAAUGCUGUCUGUCCUCUCCACACUAUCUGGUACCAUCGCUAUUAAACAGUACGUCAGCCCUAAUACAGGUGAGGCAUCUCCAACGCCCCGUCACACUGACCUGGUGAAGCUGGCGCAGGAGUGCUGUUACCAUAGUAACCUGGCAGUGGCAGCCCAUGGAAUCACAGUGUUGACCAGUAUCACUGUUUCCUGUCCAGAGAAAGAGGUCAUCCAGCUGGAACAAGAAACAGUGAUGGGGAUGGAGUCUCUCAUUCUGCUCUGCAGUCAAGAUGACAGUAAGACUGCGCAGACCACACUCAAAACGGUGCUCACCUCUUUGGUGAAGAUGUUGAAGAGCUGUCCUCAUCUCAGUCAGAGCUCUGUGGAGCUCCUGCUGGCGCAGCUGCACUGUGCGUGUGAUUCUGCGUGUGUGCUCAUUUGUCAGGCUCUGGCUGCUAUUGCCACGCAGCAGCCGGUGCUGGCAGAGGGAAUGCUGGGAGACCUGCUAGACCUCUUCAGGGUGGCAAGUCACAGAACCUCAGAGAAACAGCAGGAGCUUCUGGUUUCUUUGGCAACAGUAUUAUUUGUGGCCAGUCAGGCUUCACUCUCGGCCGAAGUAAAGACGGUGAUCAGGCAGCAGUUGGAGAAUGUGGCCAAUGGUUGGACUGUGUACCGCAUUGCCAGACAGGCCUCUCGCAUGGGCUGCCAUGAUUUUUCUCGGGAGUUGUACCAGAGUCUUCGUACCCGCGUGGCCUCAGAGCACUUCUACUUCUGGCUGAACAGUCUGAUGGAGUUCUCUCAGGCGGAGCAGUGCCUCAGCGGCCUUUCAGAUGGAGACUACAGCGCAGCCAUGAGCGCCAUCUCUGAAGCACUCAAAUCCUACCAGAAGGGAAUUGCAUCGCUCACGGCCGCCAGUACGCCGCUGAGUCCUUUGACGUUCCAGUGUGAGUUUGUGAAGCUGAGGAUAGACACUCUUCAGGCCCUGUCCCAGCUCAUCUGCACCUGCAACAGUCUGAAGACCAGCCCCCCUCCUGCCAUCGCCACCACCAUCGCUCUGUCCUCAGGCAGCGACCUGCAGCGCUGCGGACGCAUUUCCACACAGAUGAAAUUAGCCAUGGAUGAAUUUAGAAGUCUGGCAGCUCGCUAUGCCGACCUGUAUCAGUCUUCGUUUGAUGCCGACUACGCCACCCUCCGUAAUGUUGAACUACAACAGCAAAGCUGCUUGCUUGUAUCUUACGUUAUUGAAGCUUUAAUAAUUGAUCCGCAAACAGCCAGUUUCCAGGAGUUUGGCACACACGGAUCAGUACUGGCUGAGAGCGAGUAUGAACUGAGAAUGCUGGCUGUGUUCAAUCACGUCCUGGAGGAAGUGGAAAACCUAACCAGGAAGCACCCUCCUGUCUCUUAUCUGCACACUGGCUGUCUGUGUGAUGCUGUUAUAGCCAUUUUGAAGGUACCACUGUCAUUCCAGAGAUAUUUCUUCCAGAAGCUUCAAUCCACCAGCAUUAAACUUGCUCUCUCUCCAUCUCCUCGUACACCCAACGAGCCAAUCCCAGUGCAGAACAACCAGCAGCUGACUUUAAAGGUGGAGGGGGUGGUGCAGCACGGCUCCUCUCCAGGCCUGUUCCGCAAGAUCCAGGCCGUCUGCCUCAAAGUCAGCUCUACUCUACAGACAAAACCCGGAUCCGACUUCAAGAUUCCUCUUGAUUCCAAGAUGAACGAGAUUGAGCAGAAGGUGGAGCCUCAUAAUGAUUACUUCAGCACACAGUUCCUGCUUAACUUCUCCAUCCUGGGCACACACAUGGUCUCUGUUGAAGCUUCAGUUGUUGACACCAGUGGGAUCGAAUGGAAAACGGGACCAAAAAUCGCUGUAUCAGUUAAGUCUCUGGAAGACCCUUAUUCUCAGCAGCUGCGGCAUCAGUUACAGCAGCAGCAGCAACAGCAGCAGCCCGGCCCACAGCCGGGACCCCAGAGGAACAUCUUACCCCGCCAGUGACCUCCAUCCCUCAUCAACUGCCUACUGCCUGUAUACUGCGGAUUUAUAGGACUUCUAGCCUUUUCUCUACUGUUUUGUAUGAGUAAACAGCUGGCUAUUUUUGCUUUUGUAAUAAUAAAUAGGCUUACAUUUUUCUUUUCUGUUGUAUACAACAAGAAUAAUUGUCAAUGUAAAUGUUAAAUAAAAUUACUAACUG
Molecule: messenger RNA, 3244 nt
Organism: Onychostoma macrolepis
Lineage: Eukaryota; Metazoa; Chordata; Actinopteri; Cypriniformes; Cyprinidae
Gene: ints7
Product: integrator complex subunit 7
Exons: 20
Coding region: 145-3048 (967 amino acids)
Biological process (GO): snRNA 3'-end processing
Cellular component (GO): integrator complex
Source: RefSeq, a predicted model, not a curated record